AAAAGUGCCAGUGACUUAUAAUAAUUUGAUCUUUAAAUGAUCCUGUAGAAACUCCAUAAAAGAUCUCUGAAACCAUCAGUGAUCAACAGAUGUGCAGACUGCAGUUUGAUUCUGGUUUUAUUCUCUCCGGAGGCGUGUUUCUCUCAGGCCGAGGGUUCCCAGGUGAUAAAUUUAAAAGGUGACUUUAUGAUGGCGUAACGCCGAGGCUUAAAAUGAGGCCCGGCUGCAAGGAUGUUCCUUUCAGGACGGGAUUCGAGCAUGACGGUGUCCUACACUCUGGAGGUGGCCAACGCCCGCUUCGGCGGCUUCUCCAGGCUCCUCUUCAGGUGGAAGGGAAGCAUCUACCGGCUGCUGUACAAAGAGCUCCUGGUGUUUUGUGGAGUUUAUCUAUUUUUCAGCCUGUAUUACAGGUAAACGGUUCACUGUCCUUCAUUCAGUCCGUGCUGUCCUGCAGCACCUCUUAUUUCCCGCCCGCUCCGCAGAUUCAUCCUCAGCCCGAAGCAGCAGGAUCUGUUCGAGCGCGUCGCCCUGUACUGCGACCGCUUCACCAACAGCAGCUUCAUCCCCGUGCUGUUUGUGCUCGGUUUCUAUGUGACCACGGCCUUCAACCGCUGGUGGGGUCAGUACACCAGCUUCCCGCUGCCGGACAACCUGAUGAUGGUGGUCUCCGGGAACGUGCACGGGGCGGACCGGAGGGGCCGCCUGCUGCGGAGGACCCUCAUGAGAUACGCCAACCUGUCCUCGGUCCUCAUCCUCCGCUCCAUCAGCACCAGGGUUCACAAGCGCUUCCCAACCCUGGAGCACGUUGUGGAGGCCGGCUUCAUGACCACGGACGAGCUGAAAAAGUUCGAGUCUCUGCACUCUGACUUCAACAAGUACUGGAUGCCGCUGACCUGGUUCACCAACCUGGCGUCCAGGGCGAGGGAGGAGGGCCGAGUGAGGGACGACGUCGCUCUGAGGCUGCUGAUGGACGAGCUUAAUAAUUACAGAGCCAAGUGCAGCCUGCUGUUUCACUACGACUGGAUCAGCAUCCCUCUGGUUUACACGCAGGUAGUAACCAUCGCAGUCUACUCCUUUUUCGCCUUCUGUGUGAUUGGACGACAAUUCCUGAACCCUGAGAAGGGAUACAGCGAUCACAAGAUAGACAUGUACGUCCCCGUCUUCACCCUGCUGCAGUUCUUCUUCUACACCGGCUGGCUCAAGGUGGGAGAACUGAUCAUCAAUCCAUUUGGUGAGGAUGACGACGACUUUGAAACCAACCAGCUGAUUGACCGGAACAUCGAGGUGUCGAUGCUGGCCGUGGACGACAUGUACCAGAGCCUGGCUCCCAUCGUAGAGGACAAACACUGGAUGCAGAGGAAGUUCUCCGUCCCUUACACCGUGGCCACGGCCGCCGAGACCCUCAGACCAGCUUUCAAAGGAUCCACCUUCAACAUGAGGAUGAGUGUGGAGGACCUUGAGAUUUACCAGCCCACAGACCAGCAGUAUUUCCACGGUUCUCUGGCUGAUGGGCUGCAGCGCCUCCUGCAGAACGACGAGGGCGGCGCCCGACCCGCGGCGAAUGUCUCGUCACACCUGAACAGGGACGAUGAGGACGACGAAGCUGACUGUGACGUCCCCGGACAAGACAGAGGACUGAUCAAAGUUGUAGUGGAACGUUUCUAG
Molecule: messenger RNA, 1665 nt
Organism: Salarias fasciatus (jewelled blenny)
Lineage: Eukaryota; Metazoa; Chordata; Actinopteri; Blenniiformes; Blenniidae
Gene: best4
Product: bestrophin 4
Exons: 8
Coding region: 655-1665 (336 amino acids)
Molecular function (GO): chloride channel activity
Source: RefSeq, a predicted model, not a curated record